Molecule: messenger RNA, 3864 nt
Organism: Anastrepha obliqua
Lineage: Eukaryota; Metazoa; Arthropoda; Insecta; Diptera; Tephritidae
Gene: psidin
Product: phagocyte signaling-impaired protein
Exons: 9
Coding region: 473-3445 (990 amino acids)
Biological process (GO): N-terminal peptidyl-methionine acetylation
Cellular component (GO): NatB complex; cytoplasm
Molecular function (GO): protein binding; protein-N-terminal amino-acid acetyltransferase activity
Source: RefSeq, a predicted model, not a curated record
GCCGUAUGCUCGUUUUAUUUUCGCAAGGUGCGACAAUUAACUUAAAAAAUCUAAUUUUUGUUAACAUUUAUGUGAAAAAAUUAACUUUAUGACUAAAAAAUAGUUCCCAACCAUUCAACGCUUGAAGUAUUUAGUGUGCGACAUAUAACCGAAGCCAAGGCUAAAGAGAUUGUCUCAAGAAAAUAUUUCAUGCGAUGGUAGCGGCAAAUGUGUAGAUUAUCGAGGAGAAAAAUAAGUUUUAAACAAAAGAAGUCUCCUAAAAAUAACUAAAACUUUGGAAAUUUUAAAAAAUAAUUAUUUUUGGCUAGUUUUUGAGAAGUUUAAACGGUAGUAGUACUUUGCGUAAAAAGUACUGGUGCACACUAAAGCAAGAAGUGUGAGUAGGUGUCCGUAAAAAAGUAAUUGAAGUAAACUAUAUAAUAUUGUGUAGCAUUUGAAAAAUAAAAAAUCAAAGCAACCGUUAUCGGAAGACAUGUCUCAGCACGUGCAAGAUGCCACAGUCUUUGAGAGACGAUUACGGCCAAUUUACGAUAGUCUGGAAGUUGGCAAUAAUCGCAAGGCUCUUCAAGAGACCGAAAAACUACUUAAAAAACAUCCAAAUAUGUGGUGCGCUCGUGCUUUAAAAGCAUUGGCUCUACUGCGGCUGGGACGAUAUGAAGAGAGCCAAAUCAUGUUAAAGACUGUGAGUAGUGAGAAGCCGGUAGACGAUCCAACAUUGCAGGUGCUGUCUUUCUGCUACAAAGAAUUGGAACAACUGGACAAAAUUGUAUAUUUGUAUAAUAAUGCGGUGAAACAAUCACCCGGCAAUGAGGAGCUACUGGCGCAUCUCUUUAUAUCCCAUGUACGCCUGGAGGAUUUUAAAUCGCAGCAAUCGGUUGCGCUGCAAUUGUAUAAGGCACAGCCAAAGACCGCCUAUUAUUUUUGGGCCGUGAUGAGUGUUGUUCUACAGGGAAUACGAGGGCCCGAAAGCAAGUUUCCGGAGAAAACAAAAAUUUAUUUAGCACUUGCCCAGCGUAUGGUUGAAAAAAUGAUCAAUGAAAACAAACUUGAAUCGGAGCAAGAGGUUUUUCUUUAUUUGCAUAUCUUAAAGCUGCAAGAAAAGUAUAAAGAGGCUUUGGAAUUUCUUAGUGGAGCGCUAUGUGAAAAAUUGUAUCCAGGUGCUCCCGUUUAUAUGAAAAUCGAUUUGCUAAAGCAGUUGAAAAUGUGGCAGGAGACCAAUACACUACUAAAAGAUUUAUUGAAAGAUGAACAUGACCGUUGGGACUACUAUCAGGACUACCUGCUAAGCUGUUUUGAGUUACUGAAGGAAAGUCCAGACGACUCGCCAACAGAGAAAUCUGACGAUGGGAAAGACACGAACGCAUUAAAUACAUUGGAUGAGUGCCACGAUUUUCUAUGCCAGAUGAUGGAGGCCGCUGAGCGGAAGGUACGUGGUCCGUAUUUGGCGCGUUUGGAGCUCCACAAACGUAUGCGUGCACAUGGCAUGGAUGCAGAAGCGCUACUUGGCGACUUCUUGGAGUUGAUUACUGAAUAUUUUCGCUUGUUUGGCGAUAAGCCAUGUUGCACACACGACAUUGCGCUCUUUUUAACUUCUAUUAGCAUGGACACACGCCAACAGUUAUCUAGCAAGUUACUACUGGAAAGUGGAAUCAGCUCCACGAAAUUGCCACAGAAUAAAGAACAAAUGCAAAAGCACAUUUGUGCUUUACAGAUUUCAAGAAUUUGUGGCUCACAUUUGGACUUACAAACAGAACACUUACUUGCAUUUUAUACGGCACUGAAAUUACACUACGAGCAUGGCCUUAGUACUUUUGGCAAAAAUUUGUUGCAUACCGAUAUGGGCCCAUCCGACCCCUAUGCGCUGUUGGCUGCAAAUGUAAUGUACGAUGUUAGUUUGAGAGAACAAAAAUCAGAUAGAAUUUUUGAGGCACUGUGCCUAUUACAGUAUGUGCUUCGUAAUAGCACCAGUAAUUUUCAUGUGAAACUGCUUAGUCUAAAGAUUUAUCACAUGUUUGGUUGCAUGUUGGGUGCACAAGAAAUGUACGAUUACUUGGACAUUAAACAGAUACAACUCGACUCGAUGAGUUACAUUCAUUGCAACCUUUUGCCAUUGUGCAGUCGCUUCUCUAUGGCUCGCAAUGUUUUCGAUGCAACACUGAAAUUUUUCACCAAUAGCUACAAAGAGCGGUUGGAAUAUAUAACAUUAACAUAUCGGUUCUGUACAUUUUCCAAAUUGGAAGAAUUCAUGAAUUUUAAGGAGCGUCUUACCAACAGCAUUCAUUAUGUGAGCACCUCUAUAGAGGCGCAAUUGUGUGAUCUUGUAAUGCUGUAUGGCAAUGUACGACAGAAUAUAGCAACGUACACCGCUAUGAGCAUUGAACCUGCAGAUGAUCGUAUUUCAUGGCAUGAAUUGUCCGACAAUCGAGACUUGGGCGCACUAAUACGAUGGGACCCGGUGCAUUUGCUUGAUGUCGAUGAGGAGCGCAAAGAAUCGUUCAAUCAGGAAGUGGAAGUGUUACAAAUACGUCAGCUUUUACUGCGGUUGGUAGCAUCAUUUGUUGACAUUUUCUACCAGAAACCAAAUUUGGAUCCAGCUAAUGCAACAAAUGAAAAGCAAAAAACCGAUGGAAGCAUUACCAACAAAAAGGCGAAUCAAACAACAGCUAACAGCAAAAGCAAUAGUCAGUGUAACAACAGCGACGUGGAAAUUAUUAAGGAAACCGAAACGAUCGAGUUGCUUCGUGAAUCAUGGACUGGUCUAUUUAAGCGCCUGCGUCUUAUGAAUUAUAAGCCAUUGUCGAAUCGCUAUCUAGUCAAUCUCCUCCCAACUCGACUGCAUCUUUUGCUUGAAGUGCCGUAUGAAGAGUUCUUUAGUGCGUUGGCACAGCUCAUACUGGAUCUGUAUACUGGUGCCGGUAAUCUACCAAUGCAGUGUAAAAUAGUUAGCGACAAUGCGACGAAAAUUGUGCAACUUUGUGCACAUGUCAUUGCGGAAAGUGACGCAGCGGCCGAUGGGCUUUGGCGGCGACGCGAAUGGCAGAGCAAAGUGGCGGCGUGUGUAGAGAUACUAUCGUUAUACGCUUUCGUAUUGUCGUUGAUUCAUGAGAAAAUGCAACAGCCGGGUAAGGCUAAGCCACGGAAAAAGACGGGACAGGAGAAUAGCGAUGUGAAUGUUAUCCAUGAAAAAGAGCGUAGCCAAUUAGUGGUUGAAUUAAUGCGUAGUUUGAAAAAACAAUUUCAAAGCUGUGAAACUGCCAUUGUUAACUGGAAGACACCGACGUUGCCGCGUGAACUAAACUCUUUUAUGGCGGAUAUGUCGCUUAAACCAGAAGUCGAAGCAACGCUCAUCGGCGACGUUGCGUCCAUAUUCAAAGAGUCGCAUGAACUGAUGGUUACAGAACUUAGAAAUUUAAUCAAAGAUAAAAUGCGCAUGUUGUGCAAGUAAAUUGCUCGUCGUCGUCAUGUCGUCUUCGGCGCUUCACAACAGUGUUCUUUUUUGCUGUGCAAAUCAAAACAAAAAAAAUAUAAACAACAACAGUGAAAUUAUGAAAAUUUUAAACAAAUAAUUUGGGUUUUAAAUGAUAACAAAUUAAGAAUAUCUUCAACAAAGUAACAGCAAUUGGGUAAAAAAAAAAGAAAUAAAUUCACUUAUAUUAAGAAAAGUUGUUGGAAAUUUUCAAAAACAAAUCAAAGGGAAAGUGUAUGUAAAUGAUGACUCCAACCUUCCAAUUCUCCAGAUCAUUUUGCUCGUCUAUUAUUAGACUUUAAUCAAUACAUUUACGUGAAACUAAUAGAAAACUAAACUAACGCGAAUAUUUUGUUAUUUAAUUUUUAGUUAAUAAAUAAUCGUACUUGGGAAGUGUA